CUUCACUGCCAAACCUUCCACUUCAGGCCUUCCUGUACAUAAAUUGUUGAAGAUUCCCAGAAUGCCGUCGCCAGCCACGCUCCAAAACACCCGCCCGACCGCCGCCAACGAGCACGCCAGCAGCAGCGAGUCCAGUUCGCGCGCCAGCCCCGCCCUCAGCAGCCUGGCAGGCUCCCGCACACGCAUGCUGGGCGGCCCCGGUACGCCCUCGCACGGGUCGCGCACAAUGGUUAUAUCGACGAGCUCGCGCGAGGAGUCGCCCGAGGGGAUCCUGCAUCUGCGCGGCCACGAGCGACGUUCUCCGGCAAGCAACCGGGUGCAGUGGACCGACGACACGGUUGACAACGAGCACAUGGGGAAGAAGAAGUCGAAGGUCUGCUGCAUUUUCCGGAAGCAGCGGCAGUUUGGCGAGUCGGACUCGGAGAGCAGCAGCGGCGAGUCUGAUGACGAUGGGCCGAACGAGUACGAGCGCAUGCCCAGGCACAAGCCCAGGGGCAAGCACAGCCACCAUCAUCACAGCGGCGAGUGCCAGCACUAGCGCGUGAUCACGGCAAAUCGAUUAAGGGAAUCUGCACUCGACAGUGUAUGGCUGGACGACUCCGUCUGCUGCAUGCGUGGAAGCCUUCAGCAAUAGCAGAAUCGCGAUGCCAGCCUGAUUUGUGCUGGCGUUAAUGCCCAAGAAUAGCUUCUUAGAAAGCGCCAAAACUGCCCUCCCCAACACCAACCAGGAAAUCACCUUGCAUGCACGACAGAUGCGCAUACGCACGCAACUAGUUGGCUCAAGCUGGCUCGUAAAGCAGCGAAAUAAAACAGCAAAGAAAACAACAAAGAAAACAG
Messenger RNA from Linderina pennispora, 837 nucleotides. RefSeq lists its product as uncharacterized. The transcript has a single exon. Lineage: Eukaryota; Fungi; Kickxellomycota; Kickxellomycetes; Kickxellales; Kickxellaceae. Gene Ontology annotation, cellular component: nucleus. Gene Ontology annotation, molecular function: protein phosphatase 1 binding; protein serine/threonine phosphatase inhibitor activity. The coding region runs from base 62 to 538 and encodes 158 amino acids. The record is from RefSeq and is a predicted model, not a curated record.